AUGAAUCCUGCUGGGCAGUAUAUAAAUGCACUUAUAGUGAUAUUGCCUAAGAUUUGGAAGGUGGAGGAUCGUGUCGCUGGUACUGACCUGGGGUUUGGACGGUUCCAGUUUGAUUUUGUGGAGGAGGAAGAUAUUGAGGCAGUACUGAAGAUGCAGCCCUUCCACUUAAUGAUCGCGCUUGCUCGUAUUGGGGACGUGCUAGGAGAAACGGUGGAGGUGGAUCUUGACUAUGGAAAGAUUAACGUGGUUGUCGAUAGUCGUAAGGAGCUGUGUUUUGACACGACGGUGGACUUUUGUCCACUCAUCACAAAGAGUCCACCAAAGAAGAAGGAGGUUAGGGAGUUGCCUCUAGCCAGACAAGAAGAUAGACCUAGGAGCUACAAAGGUUUGGUUAUAAAUGGAGAGGUAGAACAUCAGGCAAAAGGAAAGGAUCAUAGAGAUUACUAUGGGAAGGGAAAAGGGAAGAUGUAUGAGAAGCAGGAGUCCAAAUGGGUAAAGGCACCGGAGAGAGGAAGCUUUAGGAAUUAUGCUUACCGCAACAACCAAAGAGGAGAUGAUGGAGGUUCUAGACACAGGGGCGAUCGGGGUGACCGAACCAGAAGAUUCAGUACGAUGGAGAACUUCAGUUCUGCUCGGGGAGUGCGACGCGGUACUUGUCCACGAGCUGGAGGAGCAGAGGAUGCAUGGGAAGAGGGAGAUAUUCGCCAUCAGAAUCACAGAACAGCUCAGCGAAUUGAUGAAGAGCUUCCGCCUUCACUACCGUUGCAGGGGAAUGAGGCUCAUUCCACAAGCACUCAGAUAGAAGAUCCUAAGGUAAAUUCGGUUCUGGAAAGUGAGGAGAACGGGUUAGACGUGGUCAAUGAAUUUUUAGAUUCUGAGAAUAAUAAUGGGGAAGAAGAUAUGAUGGAGUUAGGGGAUGAACAAGUUAAUCUAGGUGGAGAGGACGUGGAGAAUGCUAGUGGUGAGGAAAACUUUCAGAAUCUCACGGAUGGAGAAGUUGAGGAGAGCAAUGAUCAGGUUGACGAAGUACUGGGAGAUAUCAAGGAGGACGACAUUAAAGUUGGUGGAAUGGACGAAAAGGAUACAGCUGUUGGCGAGGAGGACAAGAAGAAGGGGGCGCACAGAGGUCUCCGUAAGCCGAGCUUGGUUGUAUAA
Molecule: messenger RNA, 1155 nt
Organism: Brassica napus (rape)
Lineage: Eukaryota; Viridiplantae; Streptophyta; Magnoliopsida; Brassicales; Brassicaceae
Exons: 3
Coding region: 1-1155 (384 amino acids)
Source: RefSeq, a predicted model, not a curated record